AUGCUCAAGAAUAACGCGCAUGGAGGUGAAGUACACCCUAGAGUACCCUCAGAAAGGGAACAAGGGCAGCUGAAUGUCCUGGAAGGGGAGAUUUCCAGAUUAAUAAAGGCUGAAAUUUCCAAACUCACCCAGAUUUACCUUGGCUCAAAUGCGCUUGUCUUGGAAAUCAAUAGAGUAUUGGCUGACACAGAUGAGGGUGCCAUUCUAGCCAAGGUACAAGAGGCAAAGCAACUGCUUGAACAAAAUGAAAGGGGACUAGAAGCACUCAGAAGAGACUAUCGCACUACAGAAACAAGAGUUCAAGAACUAAAGAGAUUCGUCGAGACAAUCAGUGCCAGGCCUAACAAUGAGGAGCGUAAUCCUCAGGAAUCUAUGGAAAACGAACUCACCAGCUUUCUACGUUCACCAAAUACCCCCUUUUCCAAAGAACGAAUAAUCAAGGCUUCAGAAAUUCUAAGGAGAGAACUGAGGGAGGUUUCAGCUAUAGCCAGUAGGAAUGAAGCAAAUGCAGAUACAAAGAUGGAAUUAGUCAAGGAGAUGUUCGAGGAGUCCACUCUUAUUAUUCUUGGCAUUAAAAAGUCUCAGGAAACUAAAUUGGCGCAUGAUGCACACCAAGGACUGACUAGAAACAAGGAAAUAGUGGAGGCUCUUGUCAAUGGUACAACUGGACUUGUGGGUGUUGUAGGAAGAGAAGUAACUAAAUCACAAGGUGAAAUUGACAGGUGUGUAUUGGCGCUAGGGGAAUUUCAAGACAAGGACAUCGUUGAAGGAAACCCACGUGAUUUAUGCACAGAGAUCUUUAGAGGUGUUGUAUUGUCCUUGGAUGACAGCAAACAGAUUACAACCGAGUUGGUGUUAAAGUCAUCCAAGAUUGAAAGAUAUUUUGUAAAUUCCAAAAUUUUACUUAAUAUUGUAAGGAGACACGCUAAACCUUCCAAACGUGGCAAAGGUGCUCGCAAAGAUGACGAAAAUGACGGUCCAUCAGGUUCUGGCAGUAGCACUUGGAAGCGAUUCAGGAAAUCUACUGGACUCUCCGUGAGAAGAUUGCGGUCAAUAUUUUAA
Molecule: messenger RNA, 1062 nt
Organism: Theileria equi strain WA
Lineage: Eukaryota; Apicomplexa; Aconoidasida; Piroplasmida; Theileriidae
Exons: 1
Coding region: 1-1062 (353 amino acids)
Source: RefSeq, a predicted model, not a curated record